AUGUCUCUAAGUGAUGCACCACGCAGCGAUCGGCCACAAAGUCUGAACAAUGAGGCCCUGAGAGCAGCCAUAGAGAGUGACAGUAGCCAAACAUGUGGUGAACGUUCUGCACGCAUCCAGGUAUCCGAUGAAACGAUCAGACUCCGUUUGCACCGCAUCGAAAAGGCACACAAGUUGAGCAAGUGGAUACCCCAUUCACUGUCCGAUGCAAAUAAGGAACAGCAUGUCGCUUCCUGUUUGCCAUUGUUUACACGGAACCGCAGUGCCUCCAUAUUUGAUCGAGUAUUCACCAACGAGGAAACUUGUGUCCAAUAUGACACAUCCAGACAGGCUUGUACUCGCAGCAGUUGGAACGUGUGCAUCAUUCACUAA
This is a messenger RNA of Stegodyphus dumicola, 372 nucleotides long. Its product is annotated as histone-lysine N-methyltransferase SETMAR-like. The record is from RefSeq and is a predicted model, not a curated record. Lineage: Eukaryota; Metazoa; Arthropoda; Arachnida; Araneae; Eresidae.